AUGCACGGCCUGCUGGCCCUCUCAGCCCUGCAUUACGCCUAUCUCCACCCUCAAGAGCAGAAGAAAUGGGACAUCAUCUCAGUACACCACCAAAGCAUCGCGCUCCGCUUUUUCGCCCUCCGCCUGAGUGCGAUCAACAAGGAUAACUGCGAGGCAUACUUUUGGUUAGCAACACUCAUUUACCUCGUCAGUAUGUGCUGCGUCGCCCAUAACGAACGACUGGGCAGGUCAGUCUCGCUCAAUGAAGUUUCGCAAUCGUUCAUGCUCCUCCAUGGUGUCAGAGGCAUACUCAGCUACCAACCCAUUGAGGUUUGGAGGGAACAUGGCGGGCCUCUGGGUUCGCUACUGCGGACUCCAGUUUUGUCGCGGCGUGAUUACUUGUCGUUACCAUUCCAGAAGCGUCUCGACGCCGUAACCGUCUUGGCGCGGGAAGUUCCUGCAAUGUUCUCCGAGGUGAUCAAUCCGCAGUCGGUUUGCGUGUUGGCGGUCGAGUCAAUGCGGAGGGUACACCAGUUAUGUAAGAGCAAUGAUGAGAAUCCUAGCGGCCCGUGGGGAUGGCCAAGCUCUCUGCCUCCCAUGUUCAUUGAAAUGAUUGGCAACCGACACCCAACUGCGCUUGUCAUUCUGGCGCACUACCUUGCGUUGACAAGACCAUAUGAGCAGGGGAACUGGCUCUUCAGAGGGUGGAGCGCUACUGUGAUGGGCCUUGUAGACGAAGCCCUAGACAAUAACUGGCAGCCCUGGAUUCACUGGCCAAAGCGGAGCGUGAUGGAGAGGAUUAAUAUUGACGAUAUGGAGGGCUGA
Colletotrichum spaethianum is the source of this 804-nucleotide messenger RNA. RefSeq lists its product as uncharacterized. The transcript has a single exon. Lineage: Eukaryota; Fungi; Ascomycota; Sordariomycetes; Glomerellales; Glomerellaceae. Gene Ontology annotation, molecular function: DNA-binding transcription activator activity, RNA polymerase II-specific. Gene Ontology annotation, biological process: regulation of transcription by RNA polymerase II. The coding region runs from base 1 to 804 and encodes 267 amino acids. The record is from RefSeq and is a predicted model, not a curated record.